This is a messenger RNA of Motacilla alba alba, 11350 nucleotides long. RefSeq names its product low-density lipoprotein receptor-related protein 1. The record is from RefSeq and is a predicted model, not a curated record. Bases 23 to 11044 code for a protein of 3673 amino acids. Gene Ontology annotation, molecular function: protein binding; calcium ion binding. The transcript is spliced from 68 exons. NCBI's taxonomy places the organism in Eukaryota, Metazoa, Chordata, Aves, Passeriformes, Motacillidae.
UCGUGGCCCAGAUGUGGAGCAGAUGGCCAUCGACUGGCUCACGGGCAACUUCUACUUCGUGGACGACAUUGACGACAGGAUCUUCGUGUGCAACAAGAACGGGGACACCUGCGUCACACUGCUGGACCUGGAGCUGUACAAUCCCAAGGGAAUCGCUCUGGACCCAGCCAUGGGCAAGGUGUUCUUCACCGACUACGGGCAGAUCCCCAAGGUGGAGCGCUGUGACAUGGACGGGCAGAACCGCACCAAGCUGGUGGACAGCAAGAUCGUCUUCCCACACGGCAUCACCCUGGACCUGGUGAACCGCCUGGUCUACUGGGCUGAUGCCUACCUGGACUACAUCGAGGUGGUGGACUACGAGGGCAAGAACAGGCACACCAUCAUCCAGGGCAUCCUGAUCGAACACCUGUACGGGCUGACCGUCUUUGAGAACUACCUGUACGCCACCAACUCGGACAAUGCCAACGCCCAGCAGAAAACCAGCGUCAUCCGCGUCAACCGCUUCAACAGCACCGAGUACCAGGUGGUGACACGGGUGGACAAGGGUGGAGCCCUGCACAUCUACCACCAGCGGCGCCAGCCCACAGUGAGGAGCCACGCCUGCGAGCCAGAUCAGUUUGGGAAGCCGGGAGGCUGCUCGGACAUCUGCCUGCUCGGGAACAGCCACAAGAGCCGGACCUGCCGCUGCCGCUCCGGGUUCAGCCUGGGCAGCGACGGGAAAUCCUGCAAAAAGCCCGAGCACGAGCUGUUCCUGGUGUACGGGAAGGGGCGUCCCGGCAUCAUCCGUGGGAUGGACAUGGGUGCCAAGGUGCCGGAUGAGCACAUGAUCCCCAUCGAGAACCUCAUGAACCCCCGGGCCCUGGACUUCCACGCCGAGACCGGCUUCAUCUACUUUGCUGACACCACCAGCUACCUCAUCGGGCGGCAGAAGAUCGAUGGCACGGAGCGGGAGACCAUCCUGAAGGACGGCAUCCACAAUGUGGAGGGGAUCGCUGUGGACUGGAUGGGGAACAACCUGUACUGGACAGAUGAUGGCCCCAAGAAGACCAUCAGUGUGGCACGGCUGGAAAAGGCCGCCCAGACACGGAAGACGCUGAUCGAGGGGAAGAUGACGCACCCCCGCGCCAUCGUGGUGGACCCCCUGAAUGGGUGGAUGUACUGGACGGACUGGGAGGAGGAUCCCAAGGACAGCAAGAGGGGCAAGAUCGAGAGGGCUUGGAUGGAUGGUUCCAACCGCAACAUCUUCAUCACCUCCAAGACCGUGCUGUGGCCCAACGGGCUGAGCCUGGACAUCCCAGCCAAGAUCCUCUACUGGGUGGACGCUUUCUACGACCGCAUCGAGAUGGUUUAUCUCAAUGGCACCGAGAGGAAGAUCGUGUAUGAGGGCCCGGAGCUGAACCACGCCUUCGGGCUGUGCCACUACAGCAACUUUCUCUUCUGGACCGAGUACCGCAGCGGCAGCAUCUACCGGCUGGACCAGGCCUCCAAGGCCGUGAGCCUGCUGCGCAACGAGCGCCCGCCCAUCUUCGAGAUCCGCAUGUACGACGCGCAGCAGCAGCAAGUGGGCUCCAACAAAUGCCGUGUCAACAACGGGGGCUGCAGCAGCCUGUGCCUGGCCACCCCCCGGGGCCGUCAGUGCGCCUGUGCCGAGGACCAGAUCCUGGGCUCGGACUCUGUCACCUGCCAGGCCAACCCGUCCUACAUCCCCCCGCCGCAGUGCCAGCCCGGGGAGUUCGCCUGCAAGAACAACCGCUGCAUCCAGGAGCGCUGGAAGUGCGACGGGGACAACGACUGCCUGGACAACAGCGACGAAGCCCCCGAGCUCUGCCACCAGCACACCUGCCCUUCAGACCGCUUCAAGUGCAAGAACAACCGCUGCAUCCCCAACCGCUGGCUCUGCGACGGCGACAACGACUGCGGCAACAACGAGGACGAGUCCAACUCCACCUGCUCAGCCCGGACCUGCUCCCCCAACCAGUUCUCCUGCGCCAGCGGCCGCUGCAUCCCCAUCUCCUGGACGUGUGACCUGGACGAUGACUGCGGGGACCGCUCUGACGAGUCUGCCUCGUGUGCCUACCCGACCUGCUUCCCCCUGACGCAGUUCACCUGCAACAACGGGCGCUGCAUCAACAUCAACUGGCGCUGUGACAACGACAACGACUGCGGGGACAACAGCGACGAGGCCGGCUGCAGCCACUCCUGCUCCAGCAACCAGUUCAAAUGCAACAGCGGGCGCUGCAUCCCCGUGCACUGGACCUGCGACGGGGACAACGACUGCGGCGACUACAGCGACGAGACCCACGCCAACUGCACCAACCAGGCCACGCGCCCGCCCGGGGGCUGCCACACGGACGAGUUCCAGUGCAGGCUGGACGGGCUGUGCAUCCCCAUGCGCUGGCGCUGCGACGGUGACACGGACUGCAUGGACUCCAGCGACGAGAAGAACUGCGAGGGCGUCACCCACGUCUGCGACCCCAACGUCAAAUUCGGCUGCAAGGACUCGGCCCGGUGCAUCAGCAAGGCCUGGGUCUGUGACGGGGACAGCGACUGCGAGGACAACUCUGACGAGGAGAACUGCGAGUCCCUGGUGUGCAAACCCCCCUCUCACACCUGUGCCAACAACACCUCCAUCUGCCUGCCCCCCGAGAAGCUCUGCGACGGCUCCGACGACUGCGGCGACGGCUCCGACGAGGGCGAGCUCUGCGACCAGUGUUCCCUCAACAACGGCGGCUGCAGCCACAACUGCACGGUGGCCCCUGGCGAGGGCAUCGUGUGCUCCUGUCCCCUGGGCAUGGAGCUGGGUGCUGACAACAAGACCUGCCAGAUCCAGAGCUACUGCGCCAAGCACCUCAAGUGCAGCCAGAAGUGCGAGCAGGACAAGUACAAUGUCAAGUGCUCCUGCUACGAGGGCUGGAUGCUGGAACCCGAUGGAGAGAGCUGCCGCAGCCUGGACCCUUUUAAGCCGUUCAUCAUCUUCUCCAACCGCCACGAGAUCCGGCGCAUCGACCUGCACCGAGGGGACUACAGCGUCCUGGUGCCCGGGCUGCGCAACACCAUCGCCCUGGACUUCCACCUCAACCAGAGCUCCCUGUACUGGACCGACGUGGUGGAGGACAAGAUCUACAGGGGAAAGCUGCUGGAGAACGGCGCCCUGACCAGCUUCGAGGUGGUGAUACAGUACGGCCUGGCCACCCCCGAGGGACUGGCCGUGGACUGGAUCGCUGGCAACAUCUACUGGGUGGAGAGCAACCUGGACCAGAUCGAGGUGGCCAAGCUGGAUGGCACCAUGAGGACCACGCUGCUGGCCGGGGACAUCGAGCACCCCCGUGCCAUCGCCCUGGACCCUCGCUAUGGGAUCCUGUUCUGGACGGACUGGGACGCCAGCCUGCCCCGCAUCGAGGCCGCCUCCAUGAGCGGCGAGGGCCGGCGCACCAUCCACAAGGAGACGGGCUCGGGGGGAUGGCCCAACGGGCUCACUGUGGACUACCUGGAGAAGAGGAUCCUCUGGAUCGAUGCCAGGUCGGACGCCAUCUACUCAGCCCUGUAUGAUGGGACGGGGCACAUCGAGGUGCUGAGGGGACACGAGUACCUGUCCCACCCCUUCGCUGUCACCCUGUACGGGGGGGAGGUGUACUGGACCGACUGGCGCACCAACACCUUGGCCAAGGCCAACAAGUGGACGGGGCACAACGUGACCGUGGUGCAGAGGACCAACACGCAGCCCUUUGACCUGCAGGUGUAUCACCCCUCCCGGCAGCCCCUGGCUCCUAAUCCCUGCGAAGCCAACGGGGGCAAAGGGCCGUGUUCCCACCUCUGCCUCAUCAACUACAACCGCACCCUGUCCUGUGCCUGCCCCCACCUCAUGAAGCUGGACAAGGACAACACCACCUGCUAUGAGUUUAAGAAGUUCCUGCUGUACGCACGGCAGAUGGAGAUCCGGGGCGUGGACAUUGACAACCCCUACUACAACUACAUCAUCUCCUUCACCGUGCCCGACAUCGACAACGUCACCGUGGUGGAUUACGACGCUCUGGAGCAGCGCAUUUACUGGUCAGAUGUCCGCACCCAGACCAUCAAGAGAGCCUUCAUCAACGGCACCGGCGUGGAGACCGUCGUCUCUGCAGACCUGCCCAACGCUCACGGCCUCUCCGUGGAUUGGGUUUCUAGAAACCUCUUCUGGACCAGCUACGACGCCAACAAGAAGCAGAUCAACGUGGCCAGGCUGGAUGGCUCCUUCAAGAACGCUGUGAUCCAGGGGCUGGACAAGCCUCACUGCCUGGUGGUGCACCCACUCCGGGGGAAGCUGUACUGGACAGAUGGGGACAACAUCAGUGUGGCCAACAUGGAUGGCAGCAACCGCACGCUCCUCUUCACCAACCAGAAGGGACCUGUCGGCCUGGCCAUCGACUACCCAGAGAGCAAACUGUACUGGAUCAGCUCUGGCAACGGCACCAUCAACAGGUGUGACCUGGAUGGCAGCAACCUGGAGGUGAUCGAGUCCGUGCGGAGCCAGCUGAGCAAGGCCACCGCCCUGGCCAUCAUGGGGGACAAGCUGUGGUGGGCUGACCAGGCCUCCGAGAGGAUGGGCACCUGCAACAAGAAGGACGGGACGGAGGUGACGGUGCUGCGCAACAGCACCACGUUGGUGAUGCACAUGAAGGUGUACGAUGAGAGCAUCCAGCAAGCUGGCACCAACCCCUGCAGCCAAAACAACGGGGACUGCUCGCAGCUGUGCCUCCCCACCUCAGAGACCUCCCGCUCCUGCAUGUGCACUGCAGGCUACAGCCUCAAGAGUGGGCAGCAGUCCUGUGAAGGUGUUGGCUCCUUCCUGCUGUACUCGGUGCACGAGGGGAUCCGGGGCAUCCCCCUGGACCCCAACGACAAGUCGGAUGCUCUCGUGCCGGUGUCGGGAACCUCCCUGGCUGUGGGAAUUGACUUCCACGCAGAGAAUGACACGAUUUACUGGGUGGACAUGGGCCUGAGCACCAUCAGCCGAGCUAAGAGGGACCAGACGUGGCGCGAGGACGUGGUGACCAACGGCAUCGGCCGCGUGGAGGGCAUCGCUGUGGACUGGAUUGCAGGGAACAUCUACUGGACGGACCAGGGCUUUGAUGUCAUCGAGGUGGCCAGGCUGAACGGGUCCUUCCGCUAUGUGGUCAUCUCGCAGGGGCUGGACAAGCCACGGGCCAUCACGGUUCAUCCAGAGAAAGGGUACCUGUUCUGGACAGAGUGGGGGCAAUACCCCCGCAUCGAGCGCUCGCGCCUGGACGGCACCGAGAGGAUGGUGCUGGUCAACGUCAGCAUCAGCUGGCCCAACGGCAUUUCCGUGGACUACGAGGAUGGGAAGCUGUAUUGGUGCGACGCCCGGACAGACAAGAUCGAACGGAUUGACCUGGAGACGGGCGAGAACCGGGAGGUUGUCCUGUCCAGCAACAACAUGGACAUGUUCUCCGUGUCAGUCUUUGAGGAAUACAUUUACUGGAGCGAUAGGACUCACGCCAACGGCUCCAUCAAAAGAGGAAACAAGGACAACGCCACCGAGUCGGUGUCCCUGCGCACUGGGAUCGGCGUGCAGCUCAAGGACAUCAAAGUCUUCAACCGGGCCCGGCAGAAGGGGACCAACAUCUGUGCCCAGAACAACGGGGACUGCCAGCAGCUGUGCCUGUUCCGCGGCGGCGGGCAGAGGACGUGCGCCUGCGCCCACGGGAUGCUGUCGGACGACGGCGUGAGCUGCCGGGACUACGACGGCUACCUGCUGUACUCGGAGCGCACCAUCCUCAAGAGCAUCCACCUGUCGGAUGAGAACAACCUCAAUGCGCCCAUCAAGCCCUUCGAGGACGCAGAGCACAUGAAGAAUGUCAUUGCCCUGGCCUUCGAUUACCGCUACGGCUCCAAGGGCAGCAACCGCAUCUUCUACAGCGACAUCCACUUCGGCAACAUCCAGCAGAUCAACGACGACGGCACGGGGCGCAAGACCAUCGUGGAGAACGUGGGCUCGGUGGAGGGGCUGGCGUACCACCGCGGCUGGGACACGCUGUACUGGACCAGCUACACCACGUCCACCAUCACGCGGCACACCGUGAACCAGAGCCGCAUCGGGGCCUUCGAGAGGGAGACCGUCAUCACCAUGUCAGGGGACGACCACCCCCGAGCCUUCGUGCUGGACGAGUGCCAGAACCUGAUGUUCUGGACCAACUGGAACGAGCAGCACCCCAGCAUCAUGCGAGCCACCCUCUCCGGUGCCAACGUCCUCAUCAUCAUCGACCAGGACAUACGGACGCCCAACGGGUUGGCCAUCGACCACAAGGCUGAGAAGAUUUACUUCUCUGAUGCCACCCUGGACAAGAUCGAGCGCUGCGAAUACGACGGCUCCCAUCGCCAUGUGAUCCUGAAGUCGGAGCCCGUGCACCCCUUUGGCCUGGCCGUGUAUGGGGAUUACAUCUUCUGGACAGACUGGGUGCGCCGGGCCGUGCAGCGCGCCAACAAAUACGUGGGCACCGACAUGAAGCUGCUGCGAGUGGACAUCCCCCAGCAGCCCAUGGGCAUCAUCGCCGUGGCCAACGACACCGACAGCUGCGAGCUGUCCCUGUGCCGGGUGAACAACGGCGGCUGCCAGGACCUGUGCCUGCUCACCCCCAAGGGCCACGUCAACUGCUCCUGCCGCGGGGAGCGGGUCCUGCAGGAGGAUUUGACCUGCAAAGCCGUGAAUUCCACCUGCAACGUGCACGAGGAGUUUGAGUGCGGGAACGGCGAAUGCAUCGACUUCAGCCGCACCUGCGACGGCGUCGUGCACUGCAAGGACAAGUCGGACGAGAAGCAGUCCUACUGCAGCAGCCGCAAGUGCAAGAAGGGCUACCGGCACUGCAUGAACGGGCGCUGCGUGGCCAGUCGCUACUGGUGCGACGGCGUGGACAACUGCGGGGACAACUCGGACGAGGUGCCCUGUAACAAAACCAGCUGUGCCGCGACCGAGUUCCGCUGCCGGGACGGGACCUGCAUCGGGAAUUCCAGCCGCUGCAACCAGUUCAUCGACUGCGAGGAUGCCUCUGAUGAGAUGAACUGCACUGCCACCGACUGCAGCAGCUACUUCAAGCUGGGGGUGAAGGGCACCACGUUCCAGAAGUGCGAGCACACGUCCCUGUGCUACGCCCCCAGCUGGGUGUGCGACGGCGCCAACGACUGCGGCGAUUUCUCGGACGAGCGCAACUGCCCUGGAGCGAGGAAGCCCAAAUGUCCAUCCAACUACUUUGCCUGCCCGAGCGGGAGGUGCAUCCCCAUGACCUGGACCUGUGACAAGGAGGAUGACUGCGAGAACGGCGAAGAUGAGACCCAGUGCAACAAGUUCUGCUACCCUGUGCAGUUCGAGUGCAACAACCACCGCUGCAUCUCCAAGCUCUGGGUGUGUGAUGGGGCCGACGACUGCGGGGACGGCUCUGACGAGGACAGUCGCUGCCGGCUGACCACCUGCAGCUCAGGAUCCUUCCAGUGCCCGGGCACCUACGUGUGCGUGCCGGAGCGCUGGCUGUGUGACGGGGACAAGGACUGCGCGGACGGGGCCGACGAGACCCUGGCUGCCGGCUGCUUGUACAACAACACCUGUGACGAGCGGGAGUUCAUGUGUGGGAACCGGCAGUGCAUCCCCAAGCACUUCGUCUGCGACCACGACGACGACUGCGGCGACGGCUCCGACGAGUCCCCGGAAUGUGAAUAUCCCACCUGUGGCCCCCACGAGUUCCGCUGUCAGAACGGCCGCUGCCUCAGCAACCGGCAGUGGGAAUGUGACGGGGAGUUCGACUGCCACGACCACUCGGACGAGGCGCCCAAGAACCCGCGCUGCAGCAGCCCAGAAAACAAGUGCAACGACUCCUUCUUCCUCUGCAAGAACGGGAAUUGCAUCUCCGAGGCGCUGCUCUGCGACAACAACAACGACUGCGCCGACGGCUCUGACGAGCUCAACUGCUUCAUCAACGAGUGCCUCAACAAGAAGCUGAGUGGCUGCUCCCAGGAGUGUGAGGACCUCAAGAUUGGGUACAAGUGCAGAUGCCGUCCCGGCUUCCGGCUGAAGGACGACGGCAAGACGUGCAUCGACAUCGACGAGUGCUCCACCACCUACCCCUGCAGCCAGAAGUGCAUCAACACCCUGGGCAGCUACAAGUGCCUCUGCACUGAGGGCUACAAGCUCAGACCUGACAACCCCACCAGCUGCAAGGCUGUCACAGAUGAAGAGCCUUUCCUCAUCUUCGCCAACCGCUACUACCUGAGGAAGCUCAACCUGGACGGCUCCAACUACACUCUGCUCAAGCAGGGGCUGAACAAUGCCGUGGCUCUGGAUUUCGACUACCGGGAGCAGAUGAUCUACUGGACGGAUGUCACCACGCAGGGCAGCAUGAUCCGCCGCAUGCACAUCAACGGCAGCAACGUCCAGGUCCUUCACCGCACGGGGCUCAGCAACCCCGACGGGCUGGCUGUGGACUGGGUGGGAGGAAACCUCUACUGGUGUGACAAGGGUCGGGACACCAUCGAGGUGUCGAAGCUCAACGGCGCGUACCGCACCGUGCUGGUCAACUCGGGCCUGCGCGAGCCCCGCGCGCUCGUGGUGGACGUGCAGAACGGCUACCUCUACUGGACGGACUGGGGGGACCACUCUCUGAUCGGCAAGAUCGGCAUGGACGGCACCAACCGCAGCGUCAUCGUGGACACCAAGAUCACGUGGCCCAACGGCCUCACCCUCGACUACAUCAACAGCCGCAUCUACUGGGCCGACGCCCGCGAGGACUACAUCGAGUUCGCCAGCCUGGACGGCUCCAACCGGCACACGGUGCUGAGCCAGGACAUCCCACACAUCUUCGCCCUCACCCUCUUCGAGGAUUUCAUCUACUGGACUGACUGGGAGACCAAAUCCAUCAACCGGGCCCACAAGACAACGGGAGCCAACAAGACGCUGCUGAUCAGCACCUUGCACCGGCCCAUGGACAUCCACAUCUACCACCCCUACCGCCAGCCCGACGUUCCCAACCAUCCCUGCAAGACCAACAACGGCGGCUGCAGCAACCUCUGCCUGCUCUCGCCGGGCGGGGGGCACAAGUGUGCCUGUCCCACCAACUUCUACCUGGGCAGUGACGGCAAAACCUGUGUGUCCAACUGCACUGCCAGCCAGUUUGUCUGCAAGAACGACAAGUGCAUCCCUUUCUGGUGGAAAUGCGACACCGAGGACGACUGCGGGGACCGGUCGGACGAGCCGGAGGAUUGCCCUGAGUUCAAGUGCAGGCCAGGGCAGUUCCAGUGCUCCACAGGGAUCUGCACCAACCCCGCCUUCAUCUGCGACGGCGACAACGACUGCCAGGACAACUCGGACGAGGCCAACUGUGACAUCCACGUCUGCCUGCCCAGCCAGUUCAAGUGCACCAACACCAACCGCUGCAUCCCCGGCAUCUUCCGCUGCAACGGGCAGGACAACUGCGGGGACGGCGAGGACGAGAAGGACUGUCCGGAGGUGACCUGUGCCCCCAACCAGUUCCAGUGUGCCAUCACCAAGCGCUGCAUCCCCCGUGUCUGGGUCUGUGACCGUGACAACGACUGCGUGGACGGCUCCGAUGAACCCGCUAACUGCACCCAAAUGACCUGUGGCGUGGACGAGUUCCGCUGCAAGGACUCGGGCCGGUGCAUCCCGGCGCGCUGGAAGUGUGACGGGGAGGACGACUGUGGGGAUGGAUCCGAUGAGCCCAAGGAGGAAUGCGACGAGCGCACGUGCGAGCCGUACCAGUUCCGCUGCAAGAACAACCGCUGCGUGCCAGGCCGCUGGCAGUGCGACUACGACAACGACUGCGGCGACAACUCGGAUGAGGAGAGCUGCACGCCCCGGCCCUGCUCCGAGAGCGAGUUCUCGUGCGCCAACGGCCGCUGCAUCGCGGGCAGGUGGAAAUGCGACGGGGACCACGACUGCGCCGACGGCUCCGACGAGGUACGGGCAGCACGGGGACGCAUCCCCACCCCUCAGCCCCUGCCCCAGGGCUCACAGCCUGGCUGUGAGAGGAGUCCCCAGAGGGCUCUGGUGGGGUUUUCCAGCCUGAGAAAGUCACGAGUGGCAGAGGACAGAGUCCAGAGUGGGACUGUGGGGAAGGGCGUGCAGUGGCAGGGACAGGCAGGUGUCCCACAGCAGCAGAGCCUGGGCCAUACACGCCUGUGUCUGUCCCCAGGGGUGUCCCCGUCAGGCCCCGGUGUGGUGGUGAUGCAGCUGAAUGUCCCCAACGGCCCCCAGGCCCCCCAGAACCCCCCCGUGGUGCAGUGGAGCCACUGUAAGUACUACAGCCUGGAGCAGCGGGGGCAGAAGCCAGGAGACCUCUACAACCCCGACGCCGGUGCUCAGGCCAGCACCCAGCUGAACAGCCCCAUCACGUCCCCCACGCAGUCCCCGACGCCGUCGCCCGUCACCAACCUCAGCAGCGUGUGCUCGGGGCUGAGCCCCCUGCCCGUGCUCAGCCAGUUCCCCCGGCCCAUGGGCCCGGCACAAGGUGAUGGGAGGUACUCGCUGCUGGGCCAGCCUCUGCAGUACAACCUGUCCCUGUGUCCCCCGCCGCUGCUCCACAACCAGCCCAGCUACACAGGACACCAGGGGCAGGCUGGAAUGAAACACGGCAACCGGAGCAAGAGACAGGCCCUCAAGUCAGCCUCCACCGACCUGGGGACAAGUGACGUAGUGCUGGGCCGGGUGCUGGAGGUGACAGACCUGCCCGAGGGCAUCACACGGACAGAGGCCGACAAGCUCUUCACCCAGCUCGCCAUGGCCGGUGCCAAAAUCCAGUGGCUCAAAGAGACUCAGGGGCGCCGCGGGGACGGAGGCGGCGGCGGGGACAACAGCGGGACUCCGGAGAACGGCAGGCACGGUGACCUCGCUGCCUUAUACACCAUCGUGGCCGUGUUCCCCAGCCCCCUGGCUGCCCAAAACGCCUCCCUCCGCCUCAACAACUCCCUCAGCCGCUUCAAACUGCGCGUGGCCAAAAAGAACUACGACCUGCGGGUGCUGGAGCGGGCCAGCUCCCAGUAGGGCUCCCGUGUGGGCACCGGGCACUCCCCUGGGCCUCUUCUCCUCCCACCCUCCCUUCCUCUCGCCCUCCUUCCUUGAUAUAUUUAUAUGAACAUAAUUAAGAGACGAGAAGUUGAUUUUUUUUUUUAAUUAUUAUUAUUUUUUGGAGUGACGCCCGUGCCCGCCCUCCCUGCCCUGUGUCUAUGGUUUUGUUUAAGCACUGUGUUGAAGCACAUACAGGUGUUGAUUGGUAUGUUCACUGCACAUUUUAUUUAAUCAGAUUAUUAUUUUGCUGGAGGGAGGGGAGGGGGGGAAUAUUUUUUUUUU